AAAGAAAGAAAAAACGGCUGUUUUUAGCUUCACUCUUUGAUCUUAUUGUGACACAUGGACUCUGUUAGCGAUAAACUGUCUGCAUUUAUACUUAUAUAGAGUCGAUUCUCAUUCUUGGCCAGCUCAAUUCGGUUGUUUUGGUUCAUAUUUUGGUUUUAUUUCCCUUCUAUCCACAAUCCUUCUCCGAUCUGCUUAUCUAGUCCACGUCAUUGUCUCGAUCUCUCCUGCAAACGGUCAACCAUCUCUUUGUUCCUCAAUUGUCGGGCCUUCCUCUUUGGGCAGUCGCUAGGCAUAUAUUGUACACUGUUGCUGAGCUUAUUGACACCACCCACGUGCCAUAUCAGGCCCUAUAAGAUUACACCAUAUUGCAUGAUCUAUCAUGAGAACGUCAUCCUCGCACUACAUGCAAGCCCAUUCUGAAUGGACAGAGCUGCAAGCCUUCCUCAGCUCUGAUAAGCCUAUAGUUAUUGACGGCCAUAGUCUAACUAUUGCAGGAGUUGUGGCAGCUGCAUUAUAUGGCAAGCAUGUGGCGGUAACAGACGACCCCGCUAUUCUCAAUCGCGUUCAGCAGAGUGUCGAUUUCCUUGAUUCUGAGCUGAGGAGUGGCCGUACUGUAUAUGGCGUGACCACGGGCUUUGGCGGCAGCGCCGACACUCGUACUGAUAAAGUCGAGAGUCUCCAGGUCGCUCUGCAGCAGCAUCUCAAUGUUGGCAUCCUUCUUCCCUCUGACAAGGGGCAGCAAUCCGACACUGCUCUCCAGGCGGAGGGCCUUCGAUCACACGCCUUGCCAGUUCCCAUUGUCAAAGGUAUGAUGAUUAUCCGUUGCAAUUCUCUUAUUCGAGGGCACUCCGGAGUGCGUCUGACUCUAAUCAAAAACAUUCUUACCCUGUUGGAGAAAGGCAUGACUCCAGUUGUGCCGCUGCGUGGUAGCAUCUCUGCGUCUGGGGAUCUCUCAACACUCUCUUACAUUGCUGGUAUGCUCGAAGGUAAUCCUGAUGUUUUUGUUCGCAUCGGGGAUGAACACUGUUCUACUUAUCUUUCCGCAGACAAGGCUCUUCAACGUGCUGGAAUCCAGCCCAUCACGUUGCACGCAAAAGAAGGCCUCGGUAUCACCAAUGGAACCUCACCUAGCUGCGCGGCCGGCUGCGUAGCAAUCUACCAGGCCCAACAGCUUGCACUUAUGACUCAGCUGCUCACUGCCAUGGGAACUGAAGCUUUGCUAGGCACUGCACACAAUUUUCAUCCGUUUAUCUCGGCUGCACGGCCACAUCAGGGGCAGACUGAGGCUGCAGCUAACAUUAGUCUUCUGCUUUCUGGGUCAAGACUGGCACCAGACAAGAACCCCGAAACCAUCGGUCUUGCUCAAGAUCGCUAUGCGCUGAGAACUGCACCGCAAUGGAUUGGACCUCAGCUCGAGGACCUUGAUCUUGCACAUCGCCAAGUUCAAGCCGAAGUAAACUCCACCACCGACAACCCCUUACUAGAUGUACAAACUGGGGCAAUUCACCAUGGUGGCAACUUUCAGGCCGUCUGCAUCACCUCUGCCAUGGAGAAGACCAUGUCGGCGAUGCAGAUGCUCGGAAAGUUGAUAUUUGCUCAGAGUUCCGAGCUCGUUCACAAUAAACUCAACAAGGGACUACCUCCGAACCUUUCUAGUGACGAUCCGAGUCUUUCUUUCACCGCAAAGGGUUUUGAUGUCAAUAUGGCCGCCUACAUGUCCGAACUAGCCUAUCUGGCUCACCCAGUGAGCUCUCACGUGCAGUCUGCUGAGAUGCACAAUCAGUCUGUCAACUCUCUCGCUUUACUCACUGCCCGCUACGCCCUUGAGGCAGUCGAAUUGGUCUCACUCAUGUCCGCCACGUACAUCUAUCUCCUUUGCCAGGCGCUUGAUCUGCGAUGCCUGCAUUUCGAAUUUGUCAAAACUGGCAAACCAGCCAUUCGUCAACUUCUCCAGGACCAAUUUGGCCAACUCGUUGCGGACAAGCUUUUUGACGAUUUUGCCGAACGGUGCUGGAAGGGGUUGCUGGACAAAUGGGAGAGCCUGUCACAUUUGGACCUAGAAGAUCGUGGAACAGUCACCGCCAAGGAGUCAUUGGGAGAUUUAGUUCAUUCAUUCAUCCACGACCACGACGUGAAGGAUACCUCAUUUAUCUCAGAUUUCCUGCGCACUCUUGAGCAGUAUCAGAAAACCGUGGGAAAGACGCUAUACACGGUAUACGGCCACACUCGUGACGAAUUUUACAAUAACCAAACCACGGCUAGUUAUUUGAGCCCAGCAUCUGCCAAACUGUACACUUUUGUUCGGAAGGAUCUAAAUGUCCCCUUUCACCGGGGAUUGAUUGAUCACCCUACUGCCUCCGUGGCGACCAAUGGUGAGCGAGGACCUGGGAAGAUUCUGGGUACGCUCGCAAGUGAGAUAUACAUGGCUAUUAGAAAUGGAAGAUUGCAUGGCCUGGUGAUGGACGCUUUUACUGAUCAACACCAGUGAGGAACACUGCCACAUAGAUUCUUUGCGAUAUAAGACGAUUCCAUGUUUAAUGCUUUCCUAAAUUUCACCCAAAGACUUCUCCGAUACAUCAUACAUGAGCCUUGAUUCUCACUUCAAAUCCUUACUCUUACCCAUCAUCCUUCCGACGAUAUUCCUUCUCUGCCUCUCAUCUCUUAUUCAAGGGUCAAGUUAUAGAUUAUUAUCACCUAUGUGUAUCCAUAUCAUCCAAUUUUUAUUUUUGAUCCAUAUCUUCCCAUGACACAUCUUACUGGAAAUUAUCCCUACUGAUCAACGCUAGUCACGGAUCUCAUACAGGCUUGCUCUGCAAAUAGUAUAGUUAACUUGAUAGUCAUCUCUCUCUUC
Molecule: messenger RNA, 2851 nt
Organism: Talaromyces proteolyticus
Lineage: Eukaryota; Fungi; Ascomycota; Eurotiomycetes; Eurotiales; Trichocomaceae
Product: putative phenylalanine ammonia-lyase
Exons: 3
Coding region: 380-2488 (702 amino acids)
Biological process (GO): L-phenylalanine catabolic process
Cellular component (GO): cytoplasm
Molecular function (GO): ammonia-lyase activity
Source: RefSeq, a predicted model, not a curated record